AUGUCAAGCGGAUUUUUAACUACAAAGGGUACUAAAAUUGUCGAUGCCCACGGCAAACCAGUUGUUUUAAAGGGUACUGCCAUUGGUGGUCAUUUAAAUAUGGAAAAUUUCAUUACUGGUUAUCCAGGUCAUGAAACUGAACAUAAAAAGAUUAUUAAGUCAAAGAUUGGUGAAGAAAAAUUUGAAUAUUUUUUUGAUAAAUUUUAUGAAUAUUUCUGGACCGAAAAAGAUGCUGAAUUUUAUAAAAAUGAGUUAGGUUUCAACUGUUUAAGAAUUCCUUUUAAUUAUCGUCAUUUUGUUGAUGAUGAAGGUGAUUUCUUUAAAAUCUUACCAAAAGGUUUUGAAAGAUUAGAUAGAGUUAUUGAUAUUUGUUCAAAAUAUGGUAUUUACACUAUUUUAGAUUUACACGCUACUCCAGGUGGUCAAAAUCAAGACUGGCAUGCUGAUUCUGGUAUUCAUAAAUCUAUUUUCUGGGAUUUUAAAGUCUUCCAAGAUUGUAUUAUCAAUCUUUGGGUCGAAUUAGCCAAACAUUACAAAGACAACACUUGGGUUGCUGGUUACAAUCCAUUAAAUGAACCAGCUGUUCCAGAUCAUUCUAAAUUGGUUAACUUUUACCGUAGAUUAGAUGAACAAGUUAGAGCUGUCGAUUCAAAUCAUAUCUUUUUCCUUGAUGGUAACACUUACUCUAUGGAUUUCAGACAAUUCCCAGCCCCAGCUGAUUUUAUUCCAAAUUCAGUUUACUCUAUUCAUGAUUAUUCAACUUAUGGUUUCCCAAAUAUUGAAGGAACUCUUUACACUGGUUCAGAAGUUGAAGUUUCAAAAUUAAAGCAACAAUACGAAAGAAAAGUUGAAUAUCAUAAAGAGCAUAAUGUUCCAGUUUGGAAUGGUGAGUUCGGUCCUGUUUAUGCUUCAGAAGUUAGAGGUGAUAAAAACCCAGAAGUUAUCAACAAGGCUCGUUACAAGGUCUUAAAAGAUCAAUUAAGUGUUUAUAAACAAGGUGAUCCAUCUGGUGAUGGUACUCCAAUUUCUUGGUCUAUUUGGUUAUAUAAAGAUAUUGGUUAUCAAGGAUUAACUUUCGUUUCUCCAAAAUCAAAAUGGUACCAAGUCUUUGGUGAAUUCUUACUUAAAAAGAAGAAGCUUGGUUUAGAUAGAUGGGGAAAUGAUAUUGAUCCAGAAUAUAAUCAAUUAUAUCAAAAUUUGAUUGAUCAUAUUCAUGCUAACACUCCAGAAAAGUAUCACAGAGCUAUUUACCCUCACGUCUGGACUGCUCAAGAUUACCUUUUCCGUGUUGCUAAGGAUAUGUUAUUUUCUCAAUAUGCUCAACAUGAAUAUGCUGACUUGUUUGUUGGUUUAAGUUUCGAAGAAUUAGAUGAAUUAGCUGCUUCUUUCAAAUUCGAAAACGUAGAACAAAGACAAGAGUUAAAUGAAAUCUUAAAGGACUACUAA
Scheffersomyces coipomensis is the source of this 1446-nucleotide messenger RNA. RefSeq names its product glycoside hydrolase family 5 protein. The record is from RefSeq and is a predicted model, not a curated record. Gene Ontology annotation, biological process: glucan catabolic process. Gene Ontology annotation, cellular component: cell surface; extracellular region. The transcript has a single exon. Bases 1 to 1446 code for a protein of 481 amino acids. Gene Ontology annotation, molecular function: beta-glucosidase activity. NCBI's taxonomy places the organism in Eukaryota, Fungi, Ascomycota, Pichiomycetes, Serinales, Debaryomycetaceae.